Messenger RNA from Candidula unifasciata, 349 nucleotides. The record is from the annotation of a GenBank genome assembly. NCBI's taxonomy places the organism in Eukaryota, Metazoa, Mollusca, Gastropoda, Stylommatophora, Geomitridae.
AUGGCAAACAGCGUGGCGGCGAGAGUGGCGCCACUGCAUCAUCAUAAUUCUGAAAGCGCUAUACAUCGGGUUCAGAGUACCAGCGUGCUGCGAAUCCCGACCCAGAGAAAGAGCUUCUGGCAAAGACAUGCUGAGGAUUUGAUCGUGACGCCCUUUGCUCAGAUUCUGGCUAGUCUUCGGAGUGUGCGCUCUAACUACAUCACACUGACCAACAUCCCGGCCAACAAGGAAAGGCCUCGACGAGGAUCCUCGGACCGCCACGCCCACGGGUUGCUCCAUGCCCAGAACGUCAUGUCCCCCCAACACCAGGGUAUGCAACAGCUUUCGCCGGGACCCAACAAAGCACCGG